Molecule: messenger RNA, 1629 nt
Organism: Kickxella alabastrina
Lineage: Eukaryota; Fungi; Kickxellomycota; Kickxellomycetes; Kickxellales; Kickxellaceae
Product: Rad4 beta-hairpin domain 3-domain-containing protein
Exons: 5
Coding region: 1-1629 (542 amino acids)
Biological process (GO): mismatch repair; nucleotide-excision repair
Cellular component (GO): XPC complex; cytoplasm; nucleotide-excision repair factor 2 complex
Molecular function (GO): single-stranded DNA binding; damaged DNA binding
Source: RefSeq, a predicted model, not a curated record
AUGGACACCUCGAUGCACAAGCGAUAUGCCAGCGAUGCAGAAAACAACAACAGCACCGAUACCGACGACGACGAUGACGACCAGUUUGAGGACGUGAGCAUUCCAAUCGACGACCCAUCCUCCGACAGCAUGCCAGAGCUCGGCACCAUUGAGCUCACAUUCAGCAACACGGCAACAGAUGAGCCCUUGGCUGCGCACAAGCGAGCGACGCUCAGCAAACAGGCGCGCAUGCAUCGGCGAUGCCACCACAAAGCCGAGCUGCUCUGCCACCUGGCAGCGGCACGCUGGCACAGCUACCGCAGUGCCUCUGACGAAUGGCGGGCGCUACAGCUCUCGCUGCUGCCGAUGUCGCUAGUGGACCGCGUCUGGGCGCAUCUUGCCAUCGACGGCCGAGUGCGCCGCGAGUGGGUCGAGCGUGAUCUGGCCGCGGCCAUGCGGCUACUGCGUGGGCGGCAUUGUAGGGAUGGUGCAGCGAGCACAGCGGACACAGCGGGCGCCCUGGUGGCUGCUCUGGGCGCCCUGGGGUUCGACGCGCGCCUGUGCGUAGGCAUCACGCCUGUGCCGCUGAAGAUGACCGUGCGCGAGGGCGCAGCCAUCGACGCAGCCCUCCGAGGCUCCAGCGCAGCAAGCUGUACGGCGCCAGUGCCCGGCCGAUCGCCGCCCGUGGCCGAGCCAGCGGUGGAUCGCCCUGGCCGCGCCGCCGCGCCACGCCCAGCACCCAUACAUCCUCUCGCUUCCUCGCACUGCGUCUGCGACGUCACGCAGCGCUAUGCCGCGGACUUCCACCACAUGGCACUGCCGCUGCGGCUGGAGUCCCUCGUGCGGCCGCCGGACACUUGGUGGGCGCACGCGCUGCAGCCCUACGCCGACGAAGCCGCUGAGGCACCAGCAUUGCCGCUGCCGCCGCCACCGCCGAUGCCCCGGCGGCUGGCGGACUUUGCACGCAGCAGGCACUUUACCGAAGUGCUGCGGCCGCGGCUGCCCAUCGUUGGGUACUUCCGCGGCACGCCGGUGUUUCUGCGCGAAAACGUGCGCGUUCUGCGCUCGCGCAUGGCCUGGCACCGCCGCGGCCAGCAGACUAGCGCUGUGCCGGUGCCGCCGGUGGUCAAUGGCCAGGUGCCGCGGAACACGUUCGGGCGCCUAGACGUGUUUGUCCCUGGGAUGGUGCCCCGAGGCGCCGUGCAUGUGCGUGGCGAGGCGGCGCUGCGCGUGUGCCGCGUGCUGCAGGUCGACGCGGUGGUGGCGGUGGUUGGCUUUGCUUUUGGCCGCGGCCGCGUGGCGUCGCCGGUGAUCGAUGGCGUUGUGGUGGUCGAGCGCGAUGCCGGCCUGGUGCGCGACGCUGUGCGCGACGACAAGCGCGCUGCGGAGAUCCGCAAGGCUGAAGCGGCCGAGGCGGCCGCCGUGAAGCGCUGGGCCCGCCUGGUGCGCGCGCUGAGGGUGCGCGCCGACGUCGACGCGGCCUUUGCGAGGCGGCCGGCGGAUGGGCUGACGUUUGCGCCCAGGGCCAGCGAAAACAGCCACGACAGCCACGACAGCCACGACAGCGAAGGCGGCACAAGUGACAGAGGCAGCGGCAAUGAAGGUGACAAAAGUGCCCAACCUGACUCUGGCGGUGGGUUUCUCGUCUAA